AUGACCAACCACCACCACCACAAGACCAUCCACCACCACCGCACAACCAUCAACCACCAUCACACGACCAACAACCACAACACUACCAAUCACCACCACACGACCAACCACCACUACAACACGACCAACCAUCACCACCGCACGACCAACAAAUUCCACACGACCAACCACCAACACACGACCAACCAUCACCACACGACAAACAACCACCACACGACCAACCAUCACCAAACAAACAACCACCACCACACGAUUAACAACCACGACACGACAAACCACCACCACACAACCAACCACCACCAAACGACCAACCAACACCACCACACGACCAACCAACACCACCACACGAACAACCACCACCACCACUCGAACAACCACCACCACACGACCAUUCAUCACAAACAAAUUAACAACCACCAACACACGACAAACCACCACCACAACUCCCUAAAAAUAGGCCCCAGCUGGGAACCCACACCAAAGACCUUCAGACUGAUACCAGUGGAAAACAAAAAUGGUAAUGGCACACAGUUUAUCGAUGACGUCGGAAAUGAUUUACAAGACAACAAGGAAAAAAGUGUUGGAAGGUGUGAACCAAUAAAAGUCGGCCUAUGUAAGGAUUUACCGUAUAACGAUACUCGAAUGCCAAAUUUUAUGAACCACACAAAUCAGGAGGACGCUGGGAUGGAGGCUCAGCAAUUCUUUCCGCUGGUCAAAGUACAGUGCAGUAAACAUCUGAAACUUUUGCUGUGCACCUUGUAUGCUCCGAUGUGCACAGAACAUCCGGACCCCAUCCCACCGUGCCGUAGUCUGUGCGUGGAGGCCCGAACCCCAUGCGAAAAGCUGAUGAACAAAUUCGGGUUUGAGUGGCCAGAUAACUUAAACUGUGAUCGAUUUCCAGAGAAUGGUAUUUGUAUUGGAGAAGAUACGACUGAUCGUCAAAUAAUGACUACCAAGCCAGUACUAGGAAAUGAUUUACAAAACAACAAGGAAAAAAGUGUUGGAAGGUGUGAGCCAAUAAAAGUCGGCAUAUGUAAGGAUUUACCGUACAACGAGACUCGUAUGCCAAAUUUUAUGAACCACACAAAUCAGGAGGACGCUGAGAUGGAGGCUCAGCAAUUCUUUCCGCUGGUCAAAGUACAGUGCAGUAAACAUCUGAAACUUUUGCUGUGCACCUUGUAUGCUCCGAUGUGCACAGAACAUCCGGACCCCAUCCCACCGUGCCGUAGUCUGUGCGUGGAGGCCCGAACCCCAUGCGAAAAGCUGAUGAACAAAUUCGGGUUUGAGUGGCCAGAUAACUUAAACUGUGAUCGAUUUCCGGAUAAUGGUCUUUGUAUUGGAGAAGAUACGACUGAUCGUCAAAUAAUGACUACCAAGCCAGUACUAGGAAAUGAUUUACAAAACAACAAGGAAAAAAGUGUUGGAAGGUGUGAACCAAUAAAAGUCGGCCUAUGUAAGGAUUUACCGUACAACGAGACUCGUAUGCCAAAUUUUAUGAACCACACAAAUCAGGAGGACGCUGGGAUGGAGGCUCAGCAAUUCUUUCCGCUGGUCAAAGUACAGUGCAGUAAACAUUUGAAACUUUUGCUGUGCACCUUGUAUGCUCCGAUGUGCACAGAACAUCCGGACCCCAUCCCACCGUGCCGUAGUCUGUGCGUGGAGGCCCGAACCCCAUGCGAAAAGCUGAUGAACAAAUUCGGGUUUGAGUGGCCCGAUAACUUAAACUGUGAUCGAUUUCCAGAGAAUGGUCUUUGCAUUGGAGAAGAUACGACUGAUCGUCAAAUAAUGACUACCAAGCCAGAACUAGGUGACUAAAUAUGCAUUACCAUACCAUUGUCUAACCCUCCAGUUGCCAAACGAUGUCAUUGUUUGUCGCGAACAAUUACCAUAUUCCUUACGAUGAAAAUGAUAUCUAACCUAAAACCUUAAUGACCAGAUAUAUCGUAAUUAUUUGCGUCAAACAACGACGAAUCGCACAGAUAGUGUGACAUAAUUUGGGAUCACUCUGGGAAAACACAGCUUAAUGCUUGUGUGUAGAGUAUUGCCCCAGAUUAGCCUGUGCAAUCAACACAUGCUUAUCAGUGAAGACACUUUCCUCUUUUACUUAAUGUAUCGUUUGAAGGAAGUAUCCUGUAAAGCAAAUAAAAAUCCUGUUUUGGCAGAAAUUGUUGUCUCCGAUUUGCCUGUACUGACUGCACAGGCUAAUCUGAGACAACACUUAAUGCACAUUGUUUUAACCCCGUUUUCCCAGAGGGCCGCUCAAUUUUAUUUGCAUGCUUUUCGACACUUUACCCAGAUUCCGUCAAUCAUAAAUUACAGACAAUCAUUGACAACAUCGUUACAGUGUGGCACGAUCUGCAGAUUUAUGUCAUCCCACAAGUUAAUAAGAAAUAUGCAUGUCUCAAGUAUGCAUGAAAAGGAGGAAAAAUAAACAUGCCAGAUAAUCAAAAAGUUAUUAUUGUGAGAAAUUCAUUAGAGUUAGGAACACGA
Dreissena polymorpha is the source of this 2490-nucleotide messenger RNA. RefSeq lists its product as uncharacterized. The transcript is spliced from 8 exons. Gene Ontology annotation, biological process: non-canonical Wnt signaling pathway; canonical Wnt signaling pathway. The record is from RefSeq and is a predicted model, not a curated record. Lineage: Eukaryota; Metazoa; Mollusca; Bivalvia; Myida; Dreissenidae. Gene Ontology annotation, molecular function: Wnt receptor activity; Wnt-protein binding. The coding region runs from base 1 to 1815 and encodes 604 amino acids. Gene Ontology annotation, cellular component: plasma membrane.